AGUGAGUAGAGAGGAGAGACAGUCAGGAUCCAAUUAGAGGACCGACUCAGUGACAUUGCGGGAAAGCGAAGUUAGAGAAAGUGUGUGUGCAUCCACCAUCGGAAUGGCUUUGCAGUGUAGGCAACGUUUUCUUCAAGCUGGAUUAGACCGCAAGAAGCCUACUGGUGUGUAGCGGCUGCAGCAUCCCUCCCGUCCGUCACCAUGCCAUCAGUCUCUCUCAGCUUGCGAACCGCCUUGGCUGGUCCUGCCCGUACUUGGGUCUGUCUAUCCUGCAUGUUCUGGCCCGAGGAAUUGGAGACUUUGCAUUCACAUACCUUCCGGGAGAAGACUUUCAAGAAGACCAAGCACUGCAGUGUGUGCAAACAGACCAUCAUCUAUGAUGGACUUAUCUGCAGAGUGUGCCGAAUUGCUUGCCACAAGAAAUGUGAACCAAAGGUGUCUUCAUCUUGUGUUCCAGCAACAAACUAUGAGCUUGCGCCCAGCAGUGACAUGCCUCUCAAGCAUGUAGAUACAAUGGGCUCCACAAAAUCGUCCAAGAGCAUGGAGUCCCGACGCAGGCCUUCCAGGAGUGUAAGCCUACUGCAGUCCCUGGAGGACAGCUAUGAGCUGGACCUGGUUUACAUCACAGAGAGGAUCAUCUCUGUCUCCUUCCCUGGCAGCGUAGAAGAGCAGAGCUAUGCCUCAAACCUGCGUGAAGUUGCCUCCAUGCUGCGGUCCAAACAUGGUCACAACUAUCUGCUCUUCAACCUGAGUGAGAAGCGUUAUGACAUAAGUCAACUUAACUCAAAGGUAUUGGACUUUGGCUGGCCUGACCAUCAUGCACCAGCUCUGGAUAAAAUUUGCAGCAUCUGCAAAGCCAUGGACACUUGGCUGAGUGCAGACAGCCACAAUGUGGUAGUGAUACACAAUAAGGGCAACAGAGGCAGAACUGGUGUGGUGGUGGCUGCUUACAUGCAUUACAGCAAUAUAUCUGCCAGUGCCGAUCAAGCUCUGGACAGGUUUGCCAUGAAGCGCUUCUAUGAAGAUAAAGUGCUUCCUGUGGGUCAGCCCUCUCAGAGAAGGUAUGUGGAGUACUUCAGCGGUUUGCUCAGUGGACACAUCAAGAUCAACAACAAGCCCUUGUUUCUUCACCAUGUAAUCAUGCACGGGAUCCCCAACUUUGAGUCCAAAGGAGGAUGCCGUCCUUUCCUCAAAAUAUACCAGGCCAUGCAGCCCGUUUACACAUCUGGAAUCUACAAUGUUCAAGGGGACGGUCAGACAAGUAUUUGCAUCACCAUUGAACCUGGUCUGCUUCUGAAAGGGGACAUUUUGCUCAAGUGCUACCACAAACGUUAUUGCGGUCCAUGCCGGGAUGUGAUUUUCCGGGUGCAGUUUCACACGUGUGCUGUUCAUGACCUGGGAAUUAUCUUUGGAAAAGACGAACUCGAUGAGACGUUCAAAGAUGAUAGGUUUCCAGAAUAUGGGAAGGUGGAGUUUAUUUUUUCCUUUGGCCCAGAAAAAAUGCAUGGUCAAGGUAUGGAUCACCUAGAAAACGGGCCGAGCGUCUCUGUGGAUUACAACACACAAGAUCCUCUGAUUCGUUGGGACUCUUAUGAGAACGUCAACCAGAAUUGUGAGGACACUUCAGAGGAAGUCAUCCAUACCCAAGGACCUCUGGAUGGCAGCCUCUAUGCCAAAGUGCGCAAAAAAGAGUUUGUUGAUGGGCGUGUGACAGCCAAUGGGCCCCCACCCAGUGCUAUCGAGCAUUCCCUACCUGCAGUUGACCAUGCCUUGUCAGUGAGCAGUGACUCUGGAAACUCAACAGCCUCCAUUAAAACGGACCGAACUGAUGAAAUGGCAGCACUCCCUCAGACCACUUUGCUGAACCAAACAAACAUUUCCACAGUUGAUGAGAUUCCCCACGUGCUUCACCACAACCAGCAACCCAUCAGCCCUCAAGAAAAGCAGGACCUGGAGCAGCUCUUAGGUGGAUUAGAGGGGCCCAUGCAUCAUCAGGGCUCACUCUCCUCCCCGAGUGCUGCUGUUGGAGGCAUACUUCACUUGGUCCCUGCCGAGGUCCAUGUGAAUGAUCAUAGUAAUGUUGACCGUGAAACAGACAUUUUAGACGAUGAAAUGCCAACUAGCCAGGAGGGCAACAGUGUAGACAGUUUGGGAACUUUCUCCUCCACAGAUGGCGGAGCCACACCGGCAGAUCUUUACUACCAGUCUGAAUCCGUCAUCAGUUGCCAGGACCGUGUGCUGUACCUGGGGUGCAGUGUUCCAGAAAAGCCCCUGGAAACAUUGGAAUUGCAAAUUUGCGCAUCAGGCAAAACUGUUACUCAAAGUGAUUCAGUCCCACCUUCUAAUUACAUGGGUACUCAGAAUCUGUACCGUUCACAGUCAUUUGGAAUUGAUGCACAAUCUAUGCCACCAGCUCCCACCAGGACCACAAGUAGCAGGGAUGCUGUUCAACGUGGUCUCAAUAUUUGGCAAAAGUUUGGUGUACCUGAAGAGCCAGUAACAGAAGGACUCACAUUUGGACUACCAUCAUCUGUAGCACUGAUUCCAGUUCACCAGAGUCUUCCACAGUUUCCUCAUCACCACAGUGCUUCACAAGAGGAGAUUGAGAAAUCAAUAGAGACUCUUAAUCUCCUCAUGUUGGACCUGGAACCUAUCCGUUCUGUAAUGCCAAAGUCUCAAAGUGCUCCUCUGAGAGAAACCAGUGUUGUGACCACACAGCCGUCCAUCUCUCAAAGUCAAACCAGUGCUUCCUAUGAGGUGGAUGCUGCUAGUCAUUCUCAUUUGUCCGGUCCAAUGUCUACAAAGGCCAGUCAUCAUUCACCAACUCACGUGUCAAAAGGAAGUAUUUCGGAGCCUGCACCUGUCCCUGGCUUGAAAACCUUUCGAACCCUUCUUUCUUCUCAAGCUUCCCCAACUGCAACUACCGAGAUCCAGCCAAUCAACACCUUCCCCACAGACUCAUUGUCCCAGUCCACUGAGGCCUUUGAGCCUCAGACAAGCCUGAGUGCUGCGUCGUCAUCACCCGCUUUGAGGGAUUGUGAACCUGAUGAAGUCUUCAAUGUCGAAGGGCUGGUGGCUCAAAGAGUUGCUGGUGUCCAUUCCCGCGCGGCAUCUUUGGAUGAGCAGACCACCCUUCCCCGUCGUCGAAUCACAAGUGACAGCCAAUGCCAUACCAGUCCAGAUGAUGGUCCCUCCCCUGAUGUCCCACUCCGCUCCCCGAUCCGUUGCGUUUCUCCAGAGUUUGUCAACGCCCUAGCGAUGAACCCUGGUGGACGACCAAAGGAGAGGCACAUGCACAGCUACCGGGAAGCCUAUGAGGAGAUGGAGAGUGGGCCAACCAGCCCGACCCCCACAGUUGGUGGUGAGGUGCUUCCCCGAACCCCUGCCUUCCCCAUCUCGCCGCAAACCCCUUACUUCAACCUAUGUCGGUCACCUCCAGGUCUUGCUAAGACUCCACUUUCGGCUUUGGGAUUAAAACCCCACAACCCAGCAGAACUUCACCUCAAUCAAACUGGCUCAGAACCCAGAAGUUACGUAGAAUCUGUCGCAAGGUCAGCUGUGGUAGGCGGAGAGCGGCCCACGACAACUCCGAGUCCACGAGGAGAGAUUAUCGGGCAACAGAAAAGUCCAGGUUCCGUCUCCCCUGCCCUGAACUCACCUUUGUCCAGUCGUAGACCCAUCCAGAACUCACAGGGGGAUGUUGGCCUAGCAGAGAGCAGCUUUAGCACUCCGUCCCACCCCUCUACUGAUUCAAGUUUCCACACUCAGGCAGAAGUGAGCGCACACCCCACACCAACGCCCUCAUACCAACCACCAACUUCUACCAAGUCUUCUCAUCUGGAUUCCAUUCAUCCGACAUCAUCCUUCCUUGGGAGUACUCCUCCUGUUAUGUCUAAUUUAUAUCCUAACACCCAACCGAGGAGUCAUGUGGCCACAGAUUCCAGCCUAUCCACUUGGUUAGAGCCCUCUAAGACCAUAACCAGCCACGAAUGUCCCCAAAUGCAACAACGGGUAGAUAGCCUGAACUCUACUGACGAUAGUGUGUUCCAGAAGCACCCAAGUGCUUAUCAGGAAGGGUCUAUGGGGUGUCAGCAAACAGCACCAGUAAAUGGCCGCAUUGAAACUGGGGUUCUGAGGUUUAAUGGCAGUCCCAUCCUUGGACGUCAUCAGUCUCAGGGAAGUCAGAUCAGCCAAGUACUCAACAGACAGGAUUCUAUGGCCGAAGAGUCUCAACGAAGCCCGGUCUUGAGUAGACAGCCGUCCAUGGGACAACCCAUGCAGAGUAGUCCUGUGCUUAGCAGACAUCCAUCUAUUUCCCAAUCCCAUGGAAGUCCAGUGUUGGGGCGUCACCCUUCUGUGUCACAGAUGUCCCGAAGGAGUCCAAGUUUAGACCGAAACCCCACGCACAGUGGCUAUACCAUGCCCAAUGAGAGGCAUGGCAACCUGUCCAGACAGAGCAGUUCCUCUGGAUACCAGGGACCGCCCAUGCCCUCUGACCCUAUGUCACCUGCAGCCUACCCGGAGGGCACAAUGACGGGGAUGAGUUUAGGGUUUCGAGAGGAAAUUGCAACCCCUGUUUUUCAGCCUCAGCUUCCGGAAAAGAGGCGCAUGUCAAGUGGGGACAGACCGAAUGGAUCAGUGUCGUACAGCUCAUUGAACGGAAAAACAAUGAGUGGCGGAAGCACUCCCAGUUAUUUCCACACCCUCUCUGACUUCUCAAGGUUUAACAUGUCUGAUGGAAGUGCAGAGAGCAGGCUGAAUGUAAAGUUUGUCCAAGAUACAUCAAAAGUCUGGUACAAGCCAGACAUAUCCAGAGAGCAAGCAAUCGGCAUGCUUCGAGAAAAGGAACCUGGGGCCUUUGUUAUCCGGGACAGCCACUCAUUCAAGGGGGCUUAUGGCUUGGCUAUGAAAGUUGCCUGCCCCCCACCAUCGGUGCAUCAAAACAAGAAAGGUGACACCACCAAUGAGCUGGUGAGGCAUUUCCUGAUUGAGAGCAGCCCAAAGGGAGUGAAACUGAAGGGUUGUCCCAAUGAGCCAUAUUUUGGUUGUCUGUCUGCAUUGGUCUACCAGCAUGCCAUCACACCACUGGCUCUGCCUUGUAAACUACUCAUUCCGGAAACAGAUCUACUCGAGAAGGAGCCAGAAGUUGUAAAAACAAAUCAGCUGGCUGACCGACUGAAACAAGGAGCAGUGCAGAGGGCCCCUGCUGAUUCCCAUGCAUGCAAUGUACUCUACAUAAACUCGGUGGACAUGGAGUCUCUGACGGGUCCCCAGGCCAUUGCAAAGGCCUUAUCCGAGACACUGGCUGCUGCUUCUCUGCCUGGUGCCACCAUUGUGCACUUCAAGGUGUCUUCACAAGGCAUUACACUGACUGACAACCAGAGGAAGAUUUUCUUCCGACGCCACUACCCCUGCAACACUGUCACAUUCUGUGAUAUCGACCCUCAGGACAGAAAAUGGAACAAGUCGGUGGGAGGCACAGCAAAGCUGUUUGGUUUUGUGGCUCGUAAACAGGGAAGCACAACUGACAACGUGAGCCACCUUUUCGCUGAGAUGGAGCCCGACCAGCCUGCCAGCGCAAUCGUCAGUUUCGUAUGCAAGAUGAUCACGUCGCAAAAACGAUGAGAGCUUUCAAGAAACCCUGGCACUUUUGUCACAUGUCUUUGGUUACGUACUUUCCCUCCUUUGAACCACACUCCCUUUUCUCUGGACAUUUUAGUUUCACCUUCUUCCGCAAGGCUUCUGUGUGGUUAUUUGUGUCUGUGUGCAUGUGUGUGCGUGUUGCAUUGUACUUUUCUUUUUGAACGGAUCUCCUGAAUGGAACCGAGGAAGUGCAGAAUGUGAUACGGCUCUGUGACGUUGGAUAGGGAUGCGUGUUAUAGCUCCCUGGCAGGGUAACGUUUGAACUGCAGAAGUCGUGUGAGUGCUUUGUUCAUGUUGUUGCGGUGUAUUUUGUGUAUUGUCAAGAAGAAGUCAAGUCGAUAGUGGAGUGUAAGUUUAGCAGGCUUUUGACUGUUUAACCAAAUAUGUUUUUUUUACGUAGUCAGGGCUUGUCAGAGGAAUAUAAUAUGGCUGCUUUGUUCAAAUUACUGAAUGAUUUCAUUCUACUGAUACUGUAGGUCAAUGAGGCACCGCCACUAUCUUGCAAAAAUAUGUUACAGGGGUCGUUGUAUGUAAAUACUUUGUCUGGUUUUAUGGCUUGGAUUAUUGAAAAAGACGUUUGUCUGGCCGAGUUUUUUUAAUAAUACAAACAAGAGCAAAAGCUAAACAUUUUGCAAGGCUCUUGCAAAUAUGAAAAACACGUAAUCUACAACGGAUUUAUCCUCCAAAUCUGCACAAUAGUCACAUUAUUUUGUUAUACAUAAGGGUCAGAUGUGCUUUAUAGAAAAGCAUCAAUGUUUUAUUUCAUUUUAAAUGUGUCAAAAAUAUAUACAUAUAUAUUGUAUAUAUAUAUAUAUACUAUAUAUAUAUAUAUAUAUAUAUAUAUAU
This is a messenger RNA of Doryrhamphus excisus (bluestripe pipefish), 6489 nucleotides long. RefSeq names its product tensin 1b (gene tns1b). Gene Ontology annotation, biological process: fibroblast migration. Gene Ontology annotation, molecular function: protein binding. Lineage: Eukaryota; Metazoa; Chordata; Actinopteri; Syngnathiformes; Syngnathidae. The record is from RefSeq and is a predicted model, not a curated record. Gene Ontology annotation, cellular component: focal adhesion.